AUGCCUGGCGAAUGGAUGAAAAUGAAUCGACGGCGAAUGUCCGUACACGAUGAUGUCGUUCUACCCCAUCAAGCAAAGCGGCGCAAAACGGCGCCUCGAAAUUUCGAUGAUGGUUCCCUGCGUGACCGUUAUACUGUCGCCUGGAUAUGCGCGCUUCAUAUCGAGAUGGCCGCAUCGCGUGCGAUGCUCGAUGAGGAACACGAUGGCCUCCCCCAACAGGCUAAUGACAGCAACUCAUACAUCCUGGGAACUAUCCAGAAACACAAUGUCGUCAUAGCCUGCUUGCCAGAAUAUGGAACAAAUAAUGCAGCUAUUGUUUUAAGUAACAUGAAGGCGACUUUCCCCAACAUUCGUAUGGGUUUGAUGGUUGGCAUUGGUGGUGGAGUCCCGACGAAGGCUGACAUACAGCUUGGGGAUAUCGUUGUUGGAGUCAGAGUUAUGCAGUACGAUCUUGGAAAGGUAGUCAAUGGGAGGCUUCAACGGACAGCUGUUCCCAAGAUACCGGCCUCUUCCAUUCGGGCAUCUAUCUCGAACCUACGAUCACGACAUGAGCUGAGUUGUAGCCGAGUUCCGUUGAUCUUGAGGGACAAGAUGAGCAAAUAUCCUGCGUAUCACCGACCCCGCGAACCGGACCGCCUCUUUCGAUCGUCAUACAACCAUGAGUCUUCAAUCUCUACUUGUGAUGAAUGUGAUCAGUCUAAACUCGAAGCAAGAAUUAUGCGAGCCUCCACUGACCCUGUCAUCCAUUACGGGGGUAUCGCGUCGGGAAAUCAGGUCAUGAAAGACGCUGCCAGCCGCGAUGACAUCGCCCGAGAACUUGAUGUCAUGUGCUUCGAGAUGGAGGCUGCUGGACUAAUGGAUAUCAUGCCUUGUCUGCCUAUCCGCGGCAUUUGUGACUACUCGGAUUCCCACAAGGCUAAAGAAUGGCAACGGUAUGCAGCUGCGACCGCCGCAGCCUACGCAUAUGAGUUUCUGGAAAUUUGGGGGGAAGAUGCACAGGAGACAGAGAUUAAUCAUCUUAUUGCGAACAAGAAGGAGUCUGAUGCAGCUAAACGCCGCAAAAGUAUUAUGCAGUCCAUGGAUUUCGAGGAGAUCGACGCUCGAAAGAUGACCAUAAAAGCCGCUCACUAUAAAACAUGCCGUUGGUUUCUCCAACAUCCUGACUACCUUGCGUGGACCAGUCCGGAUAGAGUAUCACAGCAUCGCGGCUUUCUCUGGAUAAGAGGAAAGCCUGGUGCCGGAAAGUCUACAAUUAUGAAGUUCAUCUACUCAGAGGCAAAACAAACGGACCGCUAUGGACAGAGUUUAACGGCAUCAUUCUUUUUCAACGCUCGUGGAGAACCACUAGAGAAGACUGUGUCUGGGAUGUAUCGGUCUUUACUUCUGCAACUUUUUCACGGAUUUCGCGAUCUUGAAUUCGUCCUGGAUGACCCUGAACUGAUCCCACAAAAACAAGAAACAUGUCCGUCGCUCAACGUGCUGAAGGAUCUUCUUCGUAGCGCAUUCUCUAAACUUGGCCAAAGAUCCUUCACCUGUUUUAUUGAUGCUCUCGAUGAGUGCGACGAGCAGCAAGUAAUGGAUCUUGUUGAGUAUUUUGAAGACCUAGCUGAACAAAGCUUGGGUCCUCGGAUCUGCUUGUCCAGUCGGCAUUAUCCUUACAUCGACAUAAGACUGGGUAUCCGGCUCACUCUUGAGGAGCAGAUUGGUCAUGCUAGUGACCUGGAGAGUUAUAUAAAUACUCAUCUUCGAAUCAAAGAUAAUCCGCUUCUCACUGAGCUCCGAGAAAAAAUGCUCGAGAAAGCAGCGGGAGUCUUCCUAUGGAUUGUCCUAGUUGUCGACGUGUUAAAUGAUGAGAAUCGCCGUGGUCGUCUGUCUCUCAAGAAGAGACUUGAACAAAUCCCUAGUGGCUUGAGCAAGUUAUUUAAGGAACUCUUGGGACGAAACAAAACCAACAUGGAAGAACUUCAGCUAUCCCUUCUCUGGAUUCUUCUCAGUAAAGAGCCGCUGAGUCCAGAAGAAUAUUAUCAUGGUCUUUGGUCAGGGUUGUCAUUGGAAGGACUAGCAGAUCUUGAGAUUCCAGAUGUCACCACAACGAAUGCCAGUGACUGCUUCGAUCGAUGUGUGAUUAGUUCCUCCAAAGGCUUAGCUGAGAUCACAAAAGCUUCGCCUCCAACAGUCCAAUUCAUGCAUGAAUCAGUUCGUGAUUUUCUCGUCAAGGACAAGGGCCUCGUUGAAUUAUGGCCAGAACUUGGACCAGACUGGGAGAGUCUGGGUCAUGAUCGACUGAGAUCAUGUUGCAACUCCUUUAUUCGACUUAUUAUCCCGGAAUACACCACUUUUUACGAGGAGAAUAUGUGUGUUCCCGGGUACUUUGUCAAGAAAUACCCAUUUCUCCGGUACGCUAGUCGGUUUGUUCUUCAUCACGCUGAUUCUGCCGCGAACACUGUUUGCCAGCAACGAUUUUUGGAUGAAUUCCCAACUGGUAUCUGGGUCAGCAUUGUCAGUGUGUUCGAGCAAUCCAACAUUCAAAAAUAUCGUGCAGGAGUCGAAUUAAUUUACGUACUGGCAGAAAGCGGCCACUCUUCGCUUAUACGAACAAGACUCAAAACCGAUUCUCGCAUCGACUGUAUUUCAGAGGGAGAAGUAUACAGAUACCCUCUCAUAGCUGCCAUGGCGAAAGGGAACAAAGACAGCGUCAUCGCACUUCUGGGGCUAUCGUAUAGGGUUCGUGAUGGCGUCGAUAUCACACAAGGUUUGACGUUCAAGCUGUAUCCUGAGGUUGAAACCCACACACCACUUUCUUGGGCUUGCGCCCAAAGUCAUCUUGGCAUCGCCAAGGCUAUUGUUGAGGGAGGCGCCUGCAAAGAUGAGACGAAUGCACAAGGGUGGACGCUGCUCAUGAACGCCUGCCGAAAAGGCCAUGCCGAAAUAGCGAGAUGGUUAGUUGACGAAGGAGCAGAUAUUCAUGUAACCGCAAAAAGAGAAACUGCCAUCUCUCUAGCUUCAGAAAACGGUCACGUGGAAAUAGUUGACCUACUCCUCAAGGCGGGCGCGCACUCCGAUGCUUGCGGCCUUGAAGGUCUACCGAUACUUUGCCUAGCUGUAGAUCACGGUCAUCUCGAUGUGGUGAGGCUUCUUUUGGACAAAGGAGCAGACGUCGACUGUCAGGAUCAUGACGGCUGGCGACCACUUCAUUUUGCUGCACAAAGAGAGCACAGUGAGGCGUUGAUGGAAGAGCUUCUCAAUCACGGAGCAGAUAUCCAUGCAGUGGAUCAGUAUGACGAAACAUGUCUCUUCAAAGCUACGACAUACGCCAACAUUGAGACAAUGAUUUUCCUGGUCAGGCAUGGAGCGGAUGUCUGUGCCCGAAACCAUGAAGGUAACAGCUGCCUACAAGAGAGUAUAAACAACUGGCGUUCCUCUUUGGACUUCAUUCAAGCUCUUCUCGAAAAUGGAGCAGAUGUCAAUAAUCGCAACAUCAAAGGCAAAACCUGUCUUCAUAUGUUCCCAUUUUGGUCAUCUCUGAACAACGAAGAUUUCAUUGAGCUACUGAUCAAUCAUGGAGCCGACGUUAACGCUCGUGACAAUGACGGCAAUGCUCCUUUGCACUGUAUGAUGCGUCAUCAUGAGGACGCUCCGUCAUUCGUGUUUUGGUUGGCUGGUAAAAACGGAACAGAUCUCGACAGGCGCAAUAACGAAGGAAAGACACCGUUACAUGUCGCAGCAGAACUUAAUAUAUGCGACGUCUCUGAUGUUCUGAUCCAACAUGGAGCCGAUACCAGCUGUCGCGACAGUCAAGGAAGAACGCCGCUCGAUCUAGCAUUGUUGAACGGCAACGAAAGGGUUUCAAAGCUUCUGAUGGAGAGUGGGGCGGAUAGGGGUACCACAUAG
Fusarium oxysporum Fo47 is the source of this 3891-nucleotide messenger RNA. RefSeq lists its product as uncharacterized. Gene Ontology annotation, biological process: nucleoside metabolic process. The record is from RefSeq and is a predicted model, not a curated record. The transcript has 2 exons. Lineage: Eukaryota; Fungi; Ascomycota; Sordariomycetes; Hypocreales; Nectriaceae. The coding region runs from base 1 to 3891 and encodes 1296 amino acids. Gene Ontology annotation, molecular function: catalytic activity; protein binding.